GGUUUGAGUGAUUUAGGCUAUUCAAAUCUCUUGUAAAUCAUUGAUUUCAUAGUGGAUUUGGUGUUCUCCUUCUCCCGUGGAUGUAGCUAUCACAAAUUAUGGUAGUGAACCAUGUAAAUUGCUGUGUUUGCUGUUUUUCUGCACUUUGUUUUCUUCUUCAUUUAUCUGCUGUGCAUCUUAAUUCAACUCACAUGAUCAAUGCUCUUAAAGAUCUCAAUAGUCUACCUGCAUCUGAAAGCAAGAAGAUGACUCCAGUAGAGGAGGUAGCAAAUUCAGAAGUAGAAUACUUUGAAUCUGAGAACUUACGUGAUCUUGAAGACAUUGAGACAAGUCUCGAGCUUGUGCAGCUUUUACUUAAAUCUUCACGAGACAAAAAGUUCAUUUGUGAGGCAGCUGAGAAAGCUUUAGAGGCAAUGACCACUUGGGUUUCCCCAACUGUUUUGUUGCCAAGGAUAUUGAUCCAAGCAGCUGCAUCCCAGCACAGUGAGUCCAGGGAGGCUGCUCAAACCCUUCUUCUGGAGUGUAAAACUGUAUACAAGAAAUCCUAUUGUCUCUUGUCAGCAACAGUACACAAGCAUCCAGAGUUGGACUCUUGGGAGCAUUUUCGUCGAUCUAAACUCUCUUCUUUAAGCGCACGGGCUGUGCUUCAAGUCACCAACACCAAUGUUGCUCAGGAGGGUCUUGUUGUUAGUUCAUGACACAAGUUACUCAGUCCAUACAUGAGCUUUUUGAAACCACUGACUUUAUUUUACCUGCACAUAUGAGCCUUAGCUAUCAGAGUCUAUGAUUACCUUUCUUGGUUUGGUUUCAUUUCAUCCUUUUUUCUGUCAAUGCUCUUGAAUCAUUGAGAUCUCUGCCAUUAUGGUUAAGAAAAUAGUUGGUUUGGAGUGAUAGGGUAUGUCUAUAUGAGUUUCUUCCUUUUGCAUAGUUUUGUGGCACCGUAAGUAGAACUGAGAGGAUAAUUACUUUGUGU
Molecule: messenger RNA, 973 nt
Organism: Rubroshorea leprosula
Lineage: Eukaryota; Viridiplantae; Streptophyta; Magnoliopsida; Malvales; Dipterocarpaceae
Source: the annotation of a GenBank genome assembly